AUGCCGGGGGGUUUGAGUGGCACAAAAGUUGGUGGUGGUCAAACGAAAACCAGUUCGUUGGAGUCAUUGGUUCGAGCGGCUGAGAAAGACGAUUUGCUGCUCUAUUUGACGGCGAUUUGCGGUAUAUUCAUGCCUGGAAUUGUUUAUAUCUUAUAUCAUUAUCUACACAAAAUGUAUGAAAAUUACUCUAAGAAACGUGAAGAGGAACGGUUGAUCGAGGAACGUGAACGCUCGGCAGUGACGGUGUUCUUCGCUUCGGACAACGAUGAAGCACAGCGUUUAGCGCAUUUGGUCUCCGAGAGACUCGCGCACGAAUCACCACCCGUAAUCGAUCUCGCAUACGUCGACAUCGAAGAUUUCUCAAACUUCAAGGGAAUUGGUAUCUUCUUGAUAAGUAGCGGGAAAAAAGGGCGUGAGCCCGAAUCAGUGGAAUGGUUCUUCGAUUGGUUGGAGGAGCUGGGUAGUGACAAUAAACGAUCGAAAAAGCACAGACGUUUCUUCGAGUGUCGUAAAAUGCAUUUUGCUAUUUUUGGAAUCGAUAAUUUUAUGCUCAGAGGGCGCAGUAACACUCGAUUCAAUCGGGCUGCUCAAACGCUGGCAAGACGAUUGCGUUCGAUUGGUGCGAAACCGAUUUGUCGUUUAUAUUUGGCCGAUCGUAAUCGACAGUAUGAAAGUAUCGAACAGCAGGCAGACUCAUGGGCUGACCGACUGUUGGAGGCGAUUGACGAGUUCACACUUCCGCAAGAGAAACAAAAAUCUCCAAUGCGAUUCCUUGGUCUUAGAACGGCAGCUGAAUGGUCAUCGUCAGCUGAUUCGAACUAUUCGUCCGAAAGUGGCGAUGAAAUUGAAUCCAAAUAUUUCACGAGAGGUUCUGAAUCUUAUAACAGACGUUGGAAACCUUUCAACAGUCUCGAAGCAAAAGAGGAGCGAUCGGAAUCAGAUGAAAGAGAAGAAAGCGAUGACGGUUCAGAAUACAACGACACCAAGUGCUUUCACUCGGAACCGUCCGAAUGGGCUGCUUCUGAAGAAUUCACUGAUGCAAAUUUGAAGUGUCGUGUUCGGGUGGAUGACGAUAGAUGA
Molecule: messenger RNA, 1080 nt
Organism: Anisakis simplex (herring worm)
Lineage: Eukaryota; Metazoa; Nematoda; Chromadorea; Rhabditida; Anisakidae
Source: the annotation of a GenBank genome assembly